Pomacea canaliculata is the source of this 2940-nucleotide messenger RNA. Its product is annotated as E3 ubiquitin-protein ligase TRIM33-like. Bases 254 to 1849 code for a protein of 531 amino acids. The record is from RefSeq and is a predicted model, not a curated record. The transcript is spliced from 6 exons. Gene Ontology annotation, molecular function: zinc ion binding. NCBI's taxonomy places the organism in Eukaryota, Metazoa, Mollusca, Gastropoda, Architaenioglossa, Ampullariidae.
GAAAACAUUAUCUCCAUUGGCAGUACACGUAGAUAUCAAAUGACAAGCAUUCUAGUUGUUGUCCAAGGGUUAAGAGCUCCUUUCACUAUCACUAUCUCUGUAAUAUUUAUCGCAGUCUUCUGUAUCACGGACAAAGGUGAAGCAAUCUUUCUAGGGGGUGGACCUCUUUAGUUUGUGUCUCUAUUUUCAUUUCAAACGGAGAACACACUGAAACCUUCCUUUUGGAGUAAACUUAAGUAACGAAGAUUCCAAGAUGGCCGAGGCACACGAAAGAGAGUGUGCUGUGUGCACGAAUGACUUCACGACACCAAAGAUUCUACCCUGUGGUCAUCUCCUGUGUCGAGAAUGUCUCAUUUCCUGGAUGGACUCCGGACCUGAUGCUGGUUGUCCUCUGUGUAGAUGUCCUAUAGUAAAGCAGUCAGAUGGAAGUUCGUCCGACACUGUUGACGCCCUGCCGACAGACUUUGUGAUGGAAGCGCUGGUGGAGAGCGCUCGUGUGCUGAGUAAAGAUCACCUUUGUUGUGUGUGUGAGGACGUCAGGGCGGACUUCAUCUGUAUGCAGUGUCAGGAUAUGAUGUGUUCAGCUUGUACAAAGGUACAUAAGAAGAUGUCAGUGAGCCGCAGUCACGAUGUGGAGAGUGUCAGCACUGUGACACCUGAACGUCUGGCUGCCAGCCGCCCUGCACUGUGUGCUGACCACGGCGACAAACAGGCGGAGUUCUUCUGCCGCAAGCACCGCCUCGCUGUCUGCUCAGCCUGUAAGGCUAACAAACACAAAGACUGUCCAGAAACAAACCAUCUCGACAAUGAAAUAAAGUCAGUUCAAAACUCACUUAUCGAUCUAACGAAGAUUCUAGUAGAAGCGGAGCAGAAUCUAGAGCAGGCUAUAGGUCAGCUGACGUCACGUCUACAGGAAGUUGAUGUCAGCGAACAAGAAGACAUGGCGCAGGUGGACAAGGCAUGUGACCGUCUUCAGGGAAUGGUGGAAGAUGUUCGUAACAAGUUAAAGGACAAGACUCGCAUAUCACAUCUCCAAAUCAGGAAUUCACUACGUGACGUGAAAACUACGCUUAGCAACCGUCUAGGAAAGGUGACGUCACACAAACACAUUGUGACGCGAGCUGCGGCAGUGUCACCACGUCCUGCACUGAUACACAUGACACAGGCUCUGACAGACAGGAUCAACAGCCUUGACCUCAGCGCCAACUUGCAAGGAGAAGUGGUGGUGAAGCCCUUGUCUAGUGUAGAAUGUUUGGAAGAAGCUGUGAGAGUGAUAGAACAGGAGAUCCUAAUUUUGAAGCAGGAGAAGACAGAGUCAGAGCAGGUCGACCAGCCACUUUUUGUGUUUCAAGAAAACUGCGGAUAUAACAUUCGUCUGACGAACUGUAACAGGACCGCGGAGAAAACAAACCCGCGUGCCAAGGGUGACUGGGUGGUUGUGUCACGUGACCCUAUGUUUGCGAACGUCUUGUAUGAAGUCAGAUUGGACAGAGUAACAUGUUGGUACAAUGAGGUAGCACUGGGUGUGACAAGAAUUUCUCCUGCAUGCCUACCUGUGAGAAAAUGGUCUAGAGACCUGCAAGACUCUGUUAUGAUCGGGCCCGGUCAUGUCUACUACCAAAAAUGUGUGCCGCUACAGCUCGGAGAAGGUCUCAAGAGAAUUGAACUCGGGAGUCAAGUCGGGGUACUGGUGACCUCAUCCAACGACCUUCACCUCUACAUCAACGGACAGGACCAGGGCGUUGUAGCAAAAGAUGUUACACAACCCUGGUUUGCUGUCUUUAAUAUUAGCGGUACAGUUAGUCAGGUGACAGCCCUUGAUACAUCUAGGAGAACCCACAGAAUAUGAGAAAACAAGAAGGCUGCGACAAUAAAACGAGAAUAUUUUAGUUAGUGACGAUGGCACCAACCUGAGUGUUGACAUUAACAAUUAGAGUUUCAUUGAAUUUGUUUUGUCAACCUGUUUACUAUGCACAACAAAAAGAGUACGAAUUGUUUCUGUGUAUGAUUUUUUUUCAGUCAAAAGAUAAUUAUUGACAAGUAAGAAAAAAUGGAUGAGCUACACCCACGCUCCUCACACACAGACACAUAAAGAAAGGAGAUUUCUGGUUGUGUUCAUUAAUUUUAAAAAGGCUAUUUAUAAGUUUCUGUUCAUCGACAAUUAAAAUAAUGAUCCGUUGGGAUUUUCUUCUGCUAGCCAAUAAGUAAAAUUAUUACUUAGAAUAUCUGUGCCUCUGCGUGAAGAAAAUAUCUCUAUUAAUUUAAAAGAAACUUUCAGGACUGUGUGGGUGGAUUAAACACUUUCAUGAGGCACUGAGUCAUAGCUCGCAUCUUAAUUUUUUUCUUGAUUUUUAGGCAAUUUUGUGAAAAAUGAGUGAAAUCCAAAGCAGGAAAGUACAGUAGUUGACAAAUGCACUGUUCUGUGACUUAAAAUCACUUCUGUGGAAAGCUGCUAACUGCGUCGUGCGGUGAUACGUCUGUGUUAGUUGUCUGCUAUCUUCUAUUUGAAAAAAAAGAUAGCAUGGCCCCUAAAAAGACGACCAAAGGAAACAAAAUGAGGCAAGUGGGAACUAGCUCCGAAAAUACUAUGUUGAGCACUUUCACUCAAAACACUUCAGACAGCCAAAGAGGAAAUCAAGUGUAAUUGCCUGUUAGUCUAAGAAAUGAACUUGUUAAUAAGAAAUGGACUUUCAAAAAUCACUUAAGAUAAUAAUGUGUAUCCAUCUGCCCUCCGUUUUUUUUUAAAGCGUGGCAGCACUAAAAUCGUGUCACAGGCACUUAUGUUAUUGAUAUGAUCAGUCGUGAUUCUAAAAAGCCAAUAAAGCGACUCACAUUUCAGUUAUCUGACAAAUAAAUGGUGAUUCUUGGUGAUUUCGUGCAGUUCAUUGUUUUAAGUUUGCACUUAUUAAAGAUGUGUUUUCCUGUUUGUGUGGUCUUGAU